AUGAAGGGCACGUUGCGGAAUACCUAUGACGGCUGUCACGUCAGCGUCAGCACGAGGCCCGGCGGGCCCGGGGUGCUUUGGGUCCCGGUCCCGGAGGAUAACCUAGGCAAGACGGCGACGCACGAGGUCGGGCAUCGGUUUGCACUUUUCUAUGUCUUAGAUGGGUUCGACUAUGAUGGCGAAGGAGACUUGAUCGAUGGCACGCUGGUAACGAAGGUGGCUACUGUUGGGUGCCCUCCGAGCCAGCAUUCCUGUCCUGAUCAACCUGGGCUGCAUCCGAUUCAUAAGUACAUGGACCACGCUAAGCACACUUGCCUUUCCGAGUUUACUCCUUUGCAGGAGGAAGGUAUGUAUCGCUCUUCCAAUACCCUGUGGAUAGGUAGAUAG
Messenger RNA from Colletotrichum orchidophilum, 387 nucleotides. Its product is annotated as metalloprotease 1. Gene Ontology annotation, molecular function: metallopeptidase activity. The record is from RefSeq and is a predicted model, not a curated record. The transcript is spliced from 2 exons. Bases 1 to 387 code for a protein of 128 amino acids. Lineage: Eukaryota; Fungi; Ascomycota; Sordariomycetes; Glomerellales; Glomerellaceae.